AUGGUGAAUGACAAUGGUGGUGUUGAAACUUGUGAAUCUUCCAAAGUUACUCCCAGUGCAUUGGUUUAUAAUCAUCCCCUCUUUCUCAGCCCCUCGGAUGUAAGUGAAAUUCAAAUUAUCUCAUUCCAGUUAUAUGGGGUUGAAAAUUUCUCAAUAUGGUUUAGAUCCAUGCGUAUAGCUUUAUUAGGGAGAAAUAAGUUGGGUAUUGUUGAUGAACAUGCUCUAACGAUAAAUUCUCUACUGAAUUGGGAAAUCACUCGGAAAGGAGAGUUACUAGGUGGAAUAAUGUAUGCUUCAGUUGCAAGUGUGGUCUGGAAUGAGCUGUAUGAGAGGUUUAAUAAGAUUGAUGGGGCUAGAACCUUUUAUCUACAUAAAGAGAUAGCUACAUUGUCUCAAGGAACUGCUUCUGUUUCAGUGUAUUUCUCAAAACUAAAAGAUUUGUGGGAAGAAUUUGAGGCUCUUGUGCCUGCACCUAGGUGUGAAUGUGAAAAAUCAAAGGAGCAUGUGUUACAUUUGUAA
Capsicum annuum is the source of this 519-nucleotide messenger RNA. RefSeq lists its product as uncharacterized. NCBI's taxonomy places the organism in Eukaryota, Viridiplantae, Streptophyta, Magnoliopsida, Solanales, Solanaceae. Bases 1 to 519 code for a protein of 172 amino acids. The record is from RefSeq and is a predicted model, not a curated record. The transcript is spliced from 2 exons.